Molecule: messenger RNA, 1426 nt
Organism: Boleophthalmus pectinirostris (great blue-spotted mudskipper)
Lineage: Eukaryota; Metazoa; Chordata; Actinopteri; Gobiiformes; Gobiidae
Gene: ccdc34
Product: coiled-coil domain containing 34
Exons: 7
Coding region: 128-1072 (314 amino acids)
Source: RefSeq, a predicted model, not a curated record
CAACAGCGUCCUCUGUGCGUGGGGGCGUGGCGUGUUUGGGAAAGUUUUUUGUGUUUGUUUUUUUUUUUUUUAUCAGUGACUUCAGGUCUUUUACUUCACGUUAUAUCCAAGUCAAGCGUAAGGGACAAUGUCCAGUUUCGCAUUAAACGGCUUCAGCUCUACUCCAGUGAAGAAGUCGAGGAAUCGAGAAAAAGACUUUCAUAAACCCGCUUCUUUGGAUCUGGAUGUCGGGGUCCGUUCUGAUGAUGAAGACACGUUCUCCCUCUUGUCUCCCAUCUAUCACGAUAGUUUUGACAGCGCAGAAAACAUGAGUCAAUCAAGUGGACAGUCUCCGCCAAAGGGGACAGUGAACACCUCAGUAUUUUCAGACAGGUGUGAGCUGCCUAAGACACCCUCAGAUCAGAUGCUGAGCUCUACAGUGCCAGAGAAAACUCCAGCUUCACUGAGUGCCUGGGAAUUGUGGCUUCUAAAUAAGGCCAAAGAAGACAGGAUCAAAUUGGAAAAGAAGGCAGAGGAGGAGCGAUUACUUCAAGAAAAGAAAAAACAACAAGAAAUGGACCAUGAGCAGAAGGCUGCUGUGAUCAAUCAAAGGAUCCAGGACUGGCUAAAAAUGAAAAGAGAACAGGAGAAACAUGAACAAGAUCUAAAACAAAGCAAAGAACAAGAAGCCCUGCAGAUGCAAAUGCAAAAGCAGAGGGAGACUGAGCUCAAAGCACAAGAAAAGUAUAAAGAAUGGCUUCACAAGAAAAAUCAAGAGAAAGCAGAGAAAGAAAAGAAACAGAAGGAGGAAGCUGCACUAAAAGAGGAGCAAGAGAAGGAACGACGCAGGAGGGCAGAAGAGAAGUUUAAGGAAUGGCUCAGUCAGGCCAAUGCAAAAAACACAGUCAACCCCAAAUCCACUUGUCAAGGUCCAUACGGAAAAGCUUACCCAUCACCGAGCUUCUACAACCCCAUUCCUUGGAAGCCCAUUCACAUCCCUCCUGAAACUGUUGCCAAGACAACUGUCAGAAAAGCACAGAGACAACCAAAAGGACAACGCAGCCUCAGUUUGAAUUCAAGACAGCGAAAUUAGUUUUCUGCUGCUCGGUCACAGGAGAGGAGAUGACCUGCUGGCUGCUCAUUGGAUUCAGAACUUGUUGCUUUUGUUUUAUAAAAGUCACUCAGUAUUGUCUGUUUUUUCGUAAUAUGACUUUUCUACAGUUUUUAUUAGUUUUAUAUCAAGUCUGGCCUAGUUUCCUUCACACUCGCUCACAAUUUUAGUGUUGGGGUUAGUAAUAAAUAAAAUAUGGAACCUUGCUGUUAAUAAUACCUGGUUUCCUUAUAGUGCAGACCUGGGCAUUGUGCAGCUCCCGGGCCCUUUGGGUGACUCUGACCUGCCCAUUUAAGAUCAUUUGGAAUUACACAAUAAACAUAUUUUAUAAUUUUA